AUGGAAAAGAUAAACAUCAAAACAGAAGAUAUUCAAAGAGUUUUACCGCAAGAAAGCUCUCAUAAUCCGUUGUCCGGAGACAUAAUGAUUACAAAUGGCGCCAAUGGUGGUUCCAUGAGCAGCGGAACGGGAGUAGCAAGUGUUGCACCUAUGCCCGUACAUGGGGGAAAUACUGUGUAUCCUAAUGGACCCAAUGUGGGUAUGGGAGAUCCUUCCUUACAAGAAUAUUUAUCGCCUUUUUUCCAACCGUUCGGGGUGGAUGUGUCGCACUUUCCUUUAACCAACCCUCCUAUUUUCCAGAGCUCGCUUGCCAACUACUCCGAUGGGCCUAGGAGGCGGCGAAUUUCGAUAUCCAAUGGUCAGAUAAGCCAAUUAGGGGAUGAGACUGGGAACUUUGAUGAUCUAUAUUACAACCAGCCUCCUCCUUUGCCUCAGAGGCAGGAGUUCAUGAGUGCGAAAGCUGCAACUCAAAAUAAUGCCAUGGACGUUAAGAUUGCGCCAGCGCACCCCCCUCAUCCAUUCGUACAACAACCAACUGGCUUGGUAACGCAACCUCUGGAGGUACAGCCGGCUCAAAUGCCGAGCGACAUAGAGAUAAAGGACGAGACUUUUGGCGAACAACAUGAUUCUAGGAGUGCAAAUAUGAUGAGCCCCUUUUCUUCUCAGCAUAAUCAAAACACCCAUUUUGAGCAAAGAACGCGACGUGUUUCAAAUCACGAACCUCUCCCCGGUACAGCGGCAUGGAAGAGAGCACGCCUUUUGGAAAGAAAUCGGAUAGCUGCUUCUAAAUGUAGGCAAAGGAAGAAAGUUGCACAACAGCAACUGCAGAAAGAUGUGGUGGAACUAUCAAAAGAAAACAGGGAAAUGAGAAGGAAACUCGACUAUUAUGAAAAGCUGGUCUCCAAAUUCAAAAAGUUUACUGAGAUUCACAUGUCGUCAUGCGGAGGCUCAAAAGAUCAACUGAAUAUGAUCGAAGAAAUGUUAAAAAUCGAUCAUAAUAUAACAGAUACCAGUAAGGGACCAAUAAUGAGAAUGGGAAAUGGUAAGAGUUAG
Molecule: messenger RNA, 1053 nt
Organism: Lachancea fermentati
Lineage: Eukaryota; Fungi; Ascomycota; Saccharomycetes; Saccharomycetales; Saccharomycetaceae
Source: the annotation of a GenBank genome assembly